AUGAGCGUCCUUUCCACGUACAAGCCGGUCGCCACGUCGGAGAAGAAGAGCGGCGUGACGUCGUUCCUGCUGGACUUGGCCGCUGGCGGCGUCGCUGGCGGGAUCUCCAAGACCGUCGUGGCCCCCAUUGAACGUGUGAAGCUGCUGCUGCAAGUGCAGGCUGCUUCGACGCAGAUCAAGCCGGAGGACCAGUACAAGGGCAUUGUGGACUGCUUCGUGCGCGUGUCCAAGGAGCAGGGCGUGAACUCGUUGUGGCGUGGCAACUUGGCCAAUGUCAUCCGGUACUUCCCCACCCAGGCGCUGAACUUUGCCUUCAAGGACAAGUUCAAGAAGCUCUUUAUGGACGGCGUGAGCAAGGACCAGUUCUGGCGCUUCUUCAUGGGCAACUUGGCCUCGGGUGGUGCUGCAGGUGCCACGUCGCUGCUGUUCGUCUACCCGCUGGACUUUGCGCGUACGCGUCUUGGCGCUGACGUGGGCAAGGGCAAGUCCCGUCAAUACACGGGCCUGGCCAACUGCCUCACGACGAUCUACAAGUCGGACGGUCUUUCGGGCUUGUACCGCGGCUUUGGUGUCUCUGUCGGCGGUAUCAUUGUGUACCGUGCCGCCUUCUUCGGUGGCUACGACACGCUCCGUGACGUCGCGUUGAAGGACCCCAAGAACGCCCCGGUGUGGCAAAAGUGGAUGGUCGCCCAGACGGUCACGUCGCUGGCUGGUAUGAUCUCGUACCCCUUUGACACUGUGCGUCGUCGCAUGAUGAUGCAGGCGGGUCGCAAGGACAUCCUGUACACGUCCACAAUGGACUGUGCCGUGAAGAUUCUCAAGAACGAGGGCUCGGGUGCCUUUUUCAAGGGCGCGGGCUCCAACAUCCUGCGUGGCACGGGCGGUGCCAUCGUCUUGGUGCUGUACGACGAGUUCAAGAAGCUUGUCCAGUAA
Peronospora matthiolae is the source of this 933-nucleotide messenger RNA. NCBI's taxonomy places the organism in Eukaryota, Oomycota, Peronosporomycetes, Peronosporales, Peronosporaceae. The record is from the annotation of a GenBank genome assembly.